GCGGGCGCCCCCUGGUGGCCGCGAGACCACACGCUCGCGGCCCCAGGGGUGGCGGCGGAAGCCUAGGCGCGGAGCCCUUAAGUCCGUGAGGCCAUGGCGGAGCCUGUGCAGGAGGAGCUCGCGGCUCUGGCUGCGAUUUUCUGCGGGCCCCGCGAGUGGGAGGUGCUGAGCCGCUCAGAGAAAGAUGGGACUGUGUUCAGAAUUUACACAAAAGCUGAAGGCCUUACAGAUGCGGAUAUACCCUUGGAGUUGGUGUUCCAUUUACCGGUCAAUUACCCUUUGUGUCUGCCUGGUAUCUCAGUUAACUCAGAACGUUUGACCAGAGGCCAGUGUGUGACUGUGAAAGAGAAGUUACUUAAGCAAGCGGAGAAGCUUUUGCCAGAGCCCAUGGUUCAUGAGCUGGUUCUUUGGAUCCAGCAGAAUCUCAGGCAUGUUCUCAACCAACCAGAAACUGGAAGCAGCAGUGAGAAGUGUACUUUUUCAGGAAGCAUGGCUGUGGAUGAUGGAUUGUGGGUAACUCUUUUGCAUUUAGAUCACAUGAGAGCAAGGACAAAAUACAUCAGAACUGUGGAGAAGUGGGCUUCAGAUUUAAGGCUGACAGGAAGACUGAUGUUCCUGGGUAAAAUAAUACUGAUUUUACUACAAGGAGACAGAAACAGCAUCAAGGUGGAGUACCUGGUUCUUCAGAAAACCUCCAAAGUAGAUGUGGACUCAAGUGGAAAGAAAUGCAAAGAGAAAAUGAUUAGUGUACUGUUUGAGACAAAAGUACAGACGGAACACAAAAGGUUUCUGGCAUUUGAAGUCAAAGAGUAUUCAACAUUGGAUGAGUUACAAAAGGAAUUUGAAACUGCAGGACUUAAGAAGCUUUUCUCUGAAUUUGUAGUUGGGCUGGUAAAAUAAAAUUAAAGAUAAGAAUCUUUUAGUAAAACAGCAGUGUUUUUUGUUGUUUUUGUAUUGGCUUGGGGGAGUGGCUAAUCGAAGUAGUCAUAAGGGAGCGAUUUUAAAGUUUCCCUGUAACAAAAUCAUUAUAAUUUCAGGAACGAAAGCCAGUUCUGUUUUAUAGAAUAUUAAAUAUGAAAAGAGCCCAUAUAUUCUAAUGUUUACUAGGAAAGAAUAGGUUCGAUAUAUGGAGCAUUAUUUGGAAGACAGAUUAAAAAAAUAUGUUGGUAAAUGAGCCCUUGUUUUUGUAUAGACAAUUUGUUUGGAACGAUGUAAUUUUCUGGCUAGUUUUCUUGUAAUUAAAUGAUUUUUUAAAAAGAUUAUUUUCAUAUUUACUUUUUUCCAUGUUUACAUUUUUUAGCAUUUAAUCAUGAUUUUUCCCCAUUCAGCUGAUUAUGUCUAAUGUUUUAAGUUGAUUGUUAAGAAAAAUAUAACACUGAUUUCUUUGUGGAAUUGCAUAAAUCACUGGUAUAUAUACAAACCAAAGACAUUCUAUAGCACCUGAUUUAUAAUUGCUUUGUUUUGGGCUCCAUGUACUUGAUAGCUAUAGGGCUACAAAGUCUAUUUAAAUUGAAAUUCUUAUUUGAAAAAUGUAACUUCUGGUUUUAUAAGGGGAGAAAAGCUCAUUUGAAAUGAACUUGGCUUGGUGGAAAGAAAUUAUAUAGAGACACUUUUUUAUUAUGAAAUCUUUUAGAUCAUGAUAAAAUAUAUUAUGACCUAAGAAGAGAUGAAUUAACAAACGCUUGUAUUAAAAUCUGUAACAAAAAAUA
This is a messenger RNA of Heterocephalus glaber (naked mole-rat), 1709 nucleotides long. RefSeq names its product RWD domain containing 3 (gene Rwdd3). The record is from RefSeq and is a predicted model, not a curated record. Gene Ontology annotation, molecular function: protein binding. Lineage: Eukaryota; Metazoa; Chordata; Mammalia; Rodentia; Bathyergidae. Gene Ontology annotation, biological process: positive regulation of hypoxia-inducible factor-1alpha signaling pathway; positive regulation of protein sumoylation.